AUUAACACAACCUUCAAAACAAACGAGUUUGAUACAAAGAAUAGUAUGAUAAUGGUGAUGGUAGUAGAUAACAGUCCCGAAUUGGCAUCGUCCACCUCGGGUCCAAUGACACACUAUUCUCGGGUGUGCAACCGAGGGUUUAUUGUGCGCAGGAGCCCUCAGUGGGCACAUGCGGUCUCACACGGUGGGAGAUCAAGCAGACAAGAAUCAGAGUGAUGAUCACGACCACAUGAACAACAAGCAAUCAAAUGUCAGAAAAAAGCACUCCUACUUCUUACGCACUAUUGCCAACCGUUUUGUCGCUAAAAGUAGUGGAUAUAGAGCUGAUGACGAUGAUAAGGGUGUAAUGCCACACGGGAGCAUCACGUCAUUUUCGUCAUCGCCUCCUCUUCGUAGUCAUCAAUAUUGUGUAUCAAAGGAAGAUAUGGAUCUAGCUAAUUGCCUGGUGAUGUUAUCAUCCAACGGGUCAUUCCAAUUCACGUCGUCUCAAGAUGAUAUACACGAUCACAAGGGAAAAAUGGUCAAGGAAGAGGACACAAACAACAACAAUAAUAGGGGCUUGUUCCCAUGUAAGGCAUGCAAUAAAGUGUUCAACUCCCACCAAGCAUUGGGUGGCCAUAGAGCGAGUCACAAGAAGGUUAAAGGUUGCUACGCUGCCAAGCUCGACAACCUCAACCACGACAACAACAAUAACAAAAAUGAUGAAACCGGCAAUUAUUGCCCCGAUGAAUUCUUGGAUAGCGAUUAUUCUCUGCCCUCCACACCACCACCCUCGGCCUCCGCCACAAUCUCCCGGAAGCGCUCAAGGGUGCAUGAGUGUUCCAUCUGCCACCGGAUCUUCUCCUCCGGGCAGGCAUUGGGUGGCCACAAACGGUGUCACUGGCUGGCAGCAUCAAACACGGCAGACAUGACAGUCUUACAAAGUUUUCAAGAAAUUGUGGCAUAUGACAACAAGCAAUCGCCACCGUUGAUCUUCAAGAAUCCUUCGUUCCCGUCGGGUUAUACUUCGCACGGGCCAUCGUCGUCGUUGGACCUCAACAUUGCACCUACUAUCACCAACGUUCCAAGAAAAUCGUCCUUUGAAAAGGAGACAGCUACAAGAUCGUGCUAUUUGGAUCUAUGGGAAAAAGGGGUUAGUAGUAGUACUAAUACCGCUAACUCCAGUCACAACCAUUGUGGUGAGGAGAAGUCUCCAAAGUUAAAAGAUAUGAAAUUAGAUGGAGA
Molecule: messenger RNA, 1224 nt
Organism: Cuscuta epithymum
Lineage: Eukaryota; Viridiplantae; Streptophyta; Magnoliopsida; Solanales; Convolvulaceae
Source: the annotation of a GenBank genome assembly